Molecule: messenger RNA, 855 nt
Organism: Caenorhabditis bovis
Lineage: Eukaryota; Metazoa; Nematoda; Chromadorea; Rhabditida; Rhabditidae
Source: the annotation of a GenBank genome assembly
AUGGGAAAUAACCAGCCCGGUGGAAUGAGCAAACGCGAGCGCGGAUUCGACUUUGAGCGCGGUUCGAUUGACUUAAUUUUACCACCACUAAAUUAUGCACAUUUAGGCCAAAACCGAAUGGGACAAGUGUCGUCAUCUCCGCCAAACAGCGGCGAGGACGAAUGCCCAGUUCAAUUAAAAAUCCCGAAGAGCGGAGAAAUGACUGAGGAAUUCCCAGUUGUUUUCAAAUGGAAUUGCUCCUCUAGCUCGCAACCAAAGAGUGUGUUUAUCUGCGGAUCUUGGGACAAUUGGAGGUCGAAAAUUCCUCUGGUCAAGUCGACAUCAGACUUCUCUACGAUUCUUGAACUUGAGCCCGGAAAGCAUGAAUACAAAUUUAUGGUCGACGGAAAGUGGGUUGUUGACGACAACCAGGAAAAGACCGGAAACAAUUUGGGCGGUGAGAAUAACGUCAUCACGAUUGACGAAGCUGAUUUCGAAGUGUUUGAUGCGCUCGACAAAGAUUUGGCAUCGUCGAAUGCUGGAGAAGCGAUGAGAACAGCGCAACCAGCUAAGGAGUCGCACGAUACUCCAAAUGAUCGCGAACUUGAAAAGCUUCAUACAUUUGGACAAGAAAUCCCGACUCGUGCUGAUUUUAACCGUGCGAGUGCUCCACCAGUUCUCCCGCCGCACCUUCUUCAGGUGAUUUUGAACAAGGACACUCCAGUCCAAUGCGAUCCGAAUGUACUUCCGGAACCCGACCAUGUAAUGUUGAACCAUCUCUAUGCUCUUUCGAUCAAAGAUGGCGUCAUGGUUCUUUCGGCUACUCAUAGAUACCGCAAAAAGUUCGUUACCACUCUUCUCUACAAACCAAUCUAA